This is a messenger RNA of Homarus americanus (American lobster), 1512 nucleotides long. RefSeq names its product serine/arginine repetitive matrix protein 1-like. Bases 1 to 1512 code for a protein of 503 amino acids. The record is from RefSeq and is a predicted model, not a curated record. NCBI's taxonomy places the organism in Eukaryota, Metazoa, Arthropoda, Malacostraca, Decapoda, Nephropidae. The transcript has 2 exons.
AUGUCAAGACAGCAGAGCUCAUUAGGGGCCGCCCAUCAGCAGACACCCCCACAAGCAGAGAGCUCAUUAGGGGCCGCCCAUCAGCAGACACCCCCCACAAGCAGCGAGCUCAUUAGGGGCCGCCCAUCAGCAGACACCCCCACAAGCAGAGAGCUCAUUAGGGCCGCCCAUCAGCAGACACCCCCACAAGCAGAGAGAGCUCAUCAGGCCGGCCAUCAGCAGACACCCCCAAGCAGAGCUCAUCAGAGAGACACCCCACAAGCAGAGAGCUCAUCAGGGCCCGGCCAUCAGCAGGCAAGCAGCAGGCUCAUUAGGGGCCGCCCAUCAGCAGACACCCCCCACAAGCAGAGAGCUCAUCAGGCCCGGCCAUCAGCAGACACCCCCCAAGCAGAGAGCUCACCAGGGCCUGCCAUCAGCAGACACCCCUCUCCUUCAAGCAGAAACCUCAUCAGGGGCCACCCAUCAGCAGACAACCCCCCUCAAGCAGAGAGCUCAUCAGGGGCCGCCCAUCAGCAGACAGCCUCCACCUCCUCAAGCAGAGAGCUCACCAGGGACCGGCCAUCAGCAGACACCCCCCUUUCCCCAAGCAGAAACCUCAUCAGGGGCCUUCCAUCAGCAGACAACCCCCUCAAGCAAAGAGCUCAUCAGGGGCCUCCCAUCAGCAGACAACUCCCCUUCAAGCAGUGGCUCAUCAGGUGCCGGCCAUCAGCAGACAACCUCCUGCCUCCUCAAGCAGAGAGCUCAUCAGGGCCGGCCAUCAGCAGACGACCCUCCUGCCUCCUCAAGCAGAGAGCUCAUCAAUCAGCAACAACCCUCCUGCCUCCUCAAGCAGAGAGCUCAUCAGGGCCGGCCAUCAGCAGACGACCCUCCUGCCUCCUCAAGCAGAGAGCAUCAGGGCCGGCCAUCAGCAGAGAGCUCAUCAGGGGGCCAUCAGCAGACAACCCUCCUGCCUCCUUAAGCAGAGAGCUCAUCAGGGCCGCCCAUCAGCAGACACCUCCCUGCCUCCUCAAGCAGAGAGCCCAUCAGGCCGCCCAUCAGCAGACACCCCUCCUGCCUCCUCAAGCAGGAGCCCAUCAGGGAGGCCCAUCAGCAGACACCCCUCCUGCCUCCUCAAGCAGAGAGCCCAUCAGGGGCCGCCCAUCAGCAGACAACCCUCCUGCCUCCUCAAGCAGAGAGCCCAUCAGGGGCCGCCCAUCAGCAGACACCCACAACCCUCCUCCCCCUCAAGCAGAGAGCUCGCCAGGGGCCUCCCAUCAGCAGAGACACCCUCCUCCCCCUCAAGCAGAGAGCUCAUCAGGGCCGGCCAUCAGCAGAGAGCUCAUCAGGUGCCGGCCAUCAGCAGACAACCCUCCUGCCUCCUCAAGCAGAGAGCUCAUCAGGGCCGGCCAUCAGCAGAGAGCUCAUCAGGGGCCGGCCAUCAGCAGACGACUCUUAAAACACAAGGCCGAAAAUAAGCAGAGCAUAAAAGCAGACUCAAGCCUCUCCCGCCAUAUUUCGUUCAUAUCUAAAUGA